AAAAAAAAAAUUGUAUCAAGACCGAUAAGAACGUACUGUAAUAGUGCUACGUGCGCUUAACGGCGUGAUGGGACGAUCACGAGGUCGCGAGAGCCUCGGACCAAACGCUCUGACUCACAGAGGCGGCGGGAUGAUCUUUUCUAUGCCUGCGCUUUAACUACUGUACAUACUUGAACUCCCUUCCCACCUAUUUUUAGUGUUGGCCCUUGCCACAAUGUCACGCGUAACUCGACGCCAUCUGUUAAGUCAGAGCUUGUUGAAUGUCACUUGACAGAGGCAGGGGCGUCGCGAUCACCUUCCUGUCCGCUCUCCCCAGCCCAGCGGCCUCAUGGACUCUGAGGGACAAGCCAGACUGUCCCGGGCCUGUCGCCUCCUUUUGCCGGGCCCGGACAUGGAUGAGGACGACGGCGAGGUGGUGAUCAGCAUCAGGCCCAAGUCCUCUCCUCUGCCGCGGCGAAGGAGCUCGCUCUCCGACGACGACUCGGAGCCCGAGCUGCCGCCUUGUGCCUCCAGGAGGGUGUCCUUUGCCGACGCCAAGGGUCUAAGUUUGGUGCAAGUCAAGGAGUUUGAUUUGUGGGAUGUGCCCAACCCGCCGGGAAUGGAGUGCCUGGAUGACGAGGGACUGUCUACAGAGGAAUACUGCCUGUCUCCGCUGACUUUCCAAUUGCCGUUGUCUCCGGAGGAUCUGCUGGUUAGGGUCCAGGAGCAGAAAAUAGAGUUGGAGUCCCUGGAGUUGAUCCCGGGAACCAGCACGCUAAAGGGGCUGAUCUGUGUCCUCAACAUGUCCUUCCACAAAGCCGUCUACGUGCGGACCACUUUGGACUGCUGGGCCAGCCACUUUGAUCUCCUGACCGAGUACAUCCCCGAAUCCGGAAACGCUCACACGGACCGCUUCUCCUUUAAGCUCACCUUAGUGCCACCCUUCCGAGAGCAGGGGUCCCGAGUUGACUUUUGUCUGCGUUACGAGACGCCCGUGGGAACCUUCUGGGCCAACAAUAACCACCGGAACUACAUCCUCUUCUGCCACCAACGAGCAAAGGAGCCGAGGGAGAAGCCCCAGACGCAAACUGCGCAGAAGAAAAGCUGCCUCAAAACUCUGAGGUACGACGGGGCACUCUAACAGCGCACCGCAA
Hippocampus comes (tiger tail seahorse) is the source of this 1133-nucleotide messenger RNA. RefSeq names its product protein phosphatase 1 regulatory subunit 3A-like. Bases 329 to 1120 code for a protein of 263 amino acids. Gene Ontology annotation, molecular function: protein phosphatase 1 binding; glycogen binding. Gene Ontology annotation, cellular component: protein phosphatase type 1 complex. Lineage: Eukaryota; Metazoa; Chordata; Actinopteri; Syngnathiformes; Syngnathidae. Gene Ontology annotation, biological process: regulation of glycogen biosynthetic process. The record is from RefSeq and is a predicted model, not a curated record. The transcript has a single exon.